CGCCCCCGCCCCACCGGCCGGCCGCUCCGACGCCUUCGGCAUAAGCACCUCGGCAGCCACCGCCACUCCCUCCAUCGGAGCUCCACCAAAAACCCUAGACCCCUUCCGCUGCCAUGGCGUCGUCGGACGAUGCCUCGGCGGCGGCGGCGGCGGCGGAUGGGAAGAAGCCCCGCCACAAGGGGAAGCACGACAAGCCGAAGCCCUGGGACGACGACCCCAACAUCGACCACUGGAAGAUCGAGAAGUUCGACCCCUCCUGGAACGAGGGCGGCAUGGUCGAAGUCAGCUCCUUCUCCACCCUCUUCCCCCAGUACCGAGAGAAGUACCUGCAGGAGGCGUGGCCGAUUGUGAAGGGCGCACUGAAGGAGUUUGGGGUCGCUUGCGAGCUCAACCUGGUGGAGGGAUCCAUGACCGUUUCGACCACGCGGAAAACCAGGGAUCCCUACAUUAUCGUAAAGGCCAAGGAGCUGAUAAAAUUGUUGUCGAGGAGCGUCCCUGCUCCACAGGCAAUUAAAAUACUCAAUGAUGAGAUAAGCUGUGAUAUUAUCAAGAUUGGUAGUAUCGUACGGAACAAGGAAAGAUUCGUUAAAAGGAGAGAACGUCUUCUGGGCCCUAAUUUAUCUACUCUUAAGGCGAUCGAGAUUUUGACUGGCUGUUACAUCUUAGUUCAGGGAAACACUGUUGCUGCUAUGGGUUCCUGGAAGGGAUUGAAACAAGUCCGAAGGGUUGUGGAGGACUGCAUAAAGAACGUCAAGCAUCCUGUGUACCACAUCAAGGAACUCCUAAUUAAACGUGAGCUGGCGAAGAAUCCUGCUCUAGCGCAUGAAAGCUGGGACAGGUUUCUCCCGAAAUUUAAGAAGAAAAAUGUCAAGCAAAAGAAACUGAUAACAAAGGAGAAGAAACCAUACACACCCUUUCCACCUCCUCAGCAACCUAGCAAGAUUGACAUUGCACUAGAGACUGGUGAGUAUUUCAUGAGUGACAAAAAGAAGUCAGCAAAGAAAUGGCAAGAGAAGCUGGAAAAGCAAUCGGAAAAAACUGAAGAGAACAAAAGAAAGAGAGAAGCUGCAUUUGUUCCUCCAAAGGAGGACACUUCAACUCCAUAUGAAUCUGCCAAGUCUACCAGCAACAGCGACGAGAUUGCUGACAUGGCUAAGUCCUUAAAGAAGAAAGCAAAGGAAUUUAGAAAGAAUGAAGCACAGGAAAAUGUGAGACUCGAGUCUUAUGUUGCAAGCAAUGAAGGGUUACGCCCAAAAAAGAAGCACAAAUCGUCCAAGUCUAAGUAAUCUCAACCUGAAUGAACCAUGACCGCCGGGUAGUGUUGUAACUUUUUCUAGUCGAAUCAUGCCCAGCAUCCCAUUCAAAGUUGAGGAUUGUGGUUGAAGCUGGCAGGACAAAAUUUAUUUUUUGGCUGUCUGCUUCUUGUAAAAGUAGCUCUAAUCUGCAUGGUUGUUUUAACUGUUUGUGCGGAACUCAUAAUCAACCGUCAAACUCCAUGAGGAAUAUGAGCAAAAUUUUGGCAUA
Messenger RNA from Oryza brachyantha (malo sina), 1524 nucleotides. RefSeq names its product KRR1 small subunit processome component homolog. Bases 114 to 1286 code for a protein of 390 amino acids. The transcript is spliced from 12 exons. Gene Ontology annotation, molecular function: RNA binding. Gene Ontology annotation, cellular component: small-subunit processome; nucleolus. NCBI's taxonomy places the organism in Eukaryota, Viridiplantae, Streptophyta, Magnoliopsida, Poales, Poaceae. The record is from RefSeq and is a predicted model, not a curated record.